AGCUACGUAACAAGACGCAGCGGGAAUUUUAAUGCGAAGGUUUUGCAGAUUCAGCGCAAUCACUCAGAGUCAUGGCCAUAAUGCAGUUAGAAGUCUAAUGAUUUGAGGAAAACAUAAAGAAUCUAACGCUAUUGUGCUGAGGGGUGAGGGCUAUAAUGGAUGUCUCCACUGCAUUCUACCUCCUUUUGCUGUUCGAUUUGGUAUACAGCCAAGAAAUUACUUUUGGCCGCCCAGUCCAAAUAGCAAGAAUGCCACCCGAUGACUUGUACUACUUCAGCUACGACACAUCUUCUUCAAAAGCAAAACUCAAACAUGACUCAAACGUGGAAUCCUGGAUAAUCCACUCUCCAGGUCUCAAUAACAGAGAUGGGACGAUAUCUAUUGAAUCAUGGGAGAAACGUGGCUUCUUUUUACGUCGCCGCAGUGACACCGACGAUGCAAAAGUAUACUUGGAGAGCAUUACAAAUGGACCAAAUUUUGAAACAUUUUAUGAAGAUGCUACCUUUACACUGGUGCCAAAUCCAGGUGGAUAUAAAAGCAUUUAUAUAAGCUUUGAGGACUCAAUGGGAAGACUCAUGAGACAUGGAGUAGGUAGUGGGAGACUUUUGAAGUUUAAUCCCAGCAGUAAAGCUGACUUUGACAUGAGAGCCAGUUACCAAAUAUUGAAUGCAACAGUGUCUCACUCAUGUCAGAAUGGAUGGAUAUCAUAUUCUUCACAUUGCUACAAAGUUAUAGGUGGGGCUACAUAUAGCCAAUCAGAAGCAGAGAAUGAAUGUCAGAACUUCAAUGGACACCUAGUUUCUAUAGCAACAGAGGAGGAUGAAGCAGUCAUUGUUGGAAUAAGUGUAUUGAAUGGCCUGAACAAAUUCUGGUUGGGUCUAACAUUUGACGUUCAGGGCACAAGCACAUGGACAGAU
Owenia fusiformis is the source of this 917-nucleotide messenger RNA. The record is from the annotation of a GenBank genome assembly. NCBI's taxonomy places the organism in Eukaryota, Metazoa, Annelida, Polychaeta, Sabellida, Oweniidae.